This is a messenger RNA of Parnassius apollo (apollo), 2294 nucleotides long. The record is from the annotation of a GenBank genome assembly. NCBI's taxonomy places the organism in Eukaryota, Metazoa, Arthropoda, Insecta, Lepidoptera, Papilionidae.
GAGAUUAUUCAUUGGAUAUACGAGAAGUGACUUUGGACGACGAUGCUUCAUACCAGUGCCAAGUCAGCUCUGGCCCGAGAGGGGAGCCACCAAUUCGAUCACGUUAUGCGCGGCUGACAGUUCUCGUACCACCAGAGCCUCCGAGAAUACUCCAAGGUUCUAUACUACAAGCGAUAGAAGAUCAAGAAAUCGAUUUGGAAUGUAUUUCUAUUGGAGGGAAACCAGCAGCAGAGAUCACUUGGGUGGAUCACGACGGUGGCGUUUUGACUCAAGGCGUCACGUACACAGUGGAGCAGAUGUCAGACGGCCGGAGGUUCACUGCACGAUCUGUGCUACAUCUCCGUCCAAGAAGAAACCACCACAAUCAGACUUUUACAUGCCAAGCACAAAACACAGCUGAUCGCGCCUACAGAGCUGCUAAUAUCAAACUACAGGUACAAUACGCGCCGAGGGUAAGAAUAUUUAUCAAGUCUAGUAUGAAAAACGGUAGAAUACAGGAAGGAGACACAUUGGUUUUAGGUUGUCAAGCAGCGGCAAAUCCUAACAACCUCACUUAUAAAUGGUUCGUGAACAGCGAUCAAAUAAUUGGGAAUGUUAACAAUGAAAUUGUGAUAUCAAAUGUGACACGCAAAUAUAACGAGGCUUCUGUGAAAUGCGAAGUGCACAAUGUUGUUGGCAAAAGCGCCGAUUCCAAAACCUUGGAAGUUGCAUAUGGACCCAAGUUCAAAGUAAAACCACAGGAUGUAGAAGGUGAUUCAGGGUCCAUAGCGACUUUGAAUUGCAUCGUUGAUGGGCAUCCACAACCUAAGAUCACGUGGCUUCGAUACGAGCACGAGAGAGUUAUUCGAGUGGGCAAGACAUCAAAUUUGACCAUGACGGUAACCAAACAGUCAGCUGGUCAGUAUUGGUGUAGAGCUAGUGUCGAAGGCUAUCAGGACAUUGAAGCACCCGCGAUGGUGUUUGUGAAAGGUCCACCGAGAAUUGUCUCAAAUAAAACUCAAUAUGGCGUUGAGGGGAACAGCGUUAGGAUAGAAUGCAUAUCGUUCUCAGUACCAAAGCCAGACUUUGUGAUUUGGACCUUUGGUGGACAUGAACUCAACUCGUUUCACAACCAUGAAUAUACUUUUUUGGAGGAAACUUUAACGGAUCGUAUGACAAAAUCUACUUUGAUCAUACACGAGAGUCAAUCAAAACAUUUCGGCACUUACAACUGUAGUGUGUCCAACUCUUAUGGUACUGAUAGUAUUGAAAUCCAAUUGAUACCUGACAAAUCAUUCAACCUUUUCAUCAUAUGUGGUGUAGCUGCAGUAGUAAUUAUAAUUUUAGUUGUCGUGCUAUUCACAAUGUUGUGUCAACGUAAAUCGAAUAAGACCGAUGUAAAAAAACCCGACAUUACCGACGUCGGGAAGACAUGUGUCGACCAAUUCAAGGAUAGCGAGCGUAGUUCCAAUAUAAGUGAUUUGAAGAUGGAGUUGCGACACAUUGAAGGGAGCUGUGAUGUGGAUAAUUCUAAUCAUGGAUCAGAAGCUGAGUUACAUUCAAGUCUUCACCUGACUACAAACCUAGGUCUACCGCUAGCUGGACCAGUACCGUUACCUGAAUCUGGCUUCGACAAUGAACUGAUGAAGCAGUACCAGCGAUAUAGUGGAGACUUUAAUCAACCACUCGGAAAUAUACAUAUAAAGGCUCAAGGUCAGAGUAACGGCUACGUUCCAUACGUUGACUAUGCACGUGACUAUGCGCCACCGCUACAGUCUAGUGACUCCUUGUCGGGGUCUUUAUCAAGGAGUACUGACGAAUCAGCAUACUUAAGCCAUUGCGGUUCUCUGCGACGUCAGAGCAGCAGUGGGAGGUUAGGAGGAUUAGUGGGCCCUGACCUCAUACCAAUGGGAAAUCCUGGUGUUGUACUCAGCGGAGGUGUCGAUGUAAGAUACGCGGCUACGUACAGGAAUCCGUAUUUAAGAGGCAGUGGACCUAUUGCUUAUGCGUCCCAUGGCAAUACAGGACCUACAGCGAAACCUGCGCCGCCACCAUAUUAUACCCUAAGAAGUACUAAUCAUCCUCCACUUGUUGGCGUGACAUCACCAUCGUCGUCAUCAUCGUCAAGAUUGGUGACAAGUCCUCUAGCGUCCUCGUCUUCUACGAACAGUGGCGCUCAACCACAAGUUCCUAAAGCUUCGCCACAAUCAUCAGCUCUUUAUAUUCUCCCACCGUCCAGUCAAGGAAAUCUUCAGUCUAGCCAAAUAACUACCAAAGGUAAUGGAUCCCAUUUGGCAGCCGGUACUCACGUAUAA